Molecule: messenger RNA, 1353 nt
Organism: Anopheles coustani
Lineage: Eukaryota; Metazoa; Arthropoda; Insecta; Diptera; Culicidae
Product: gamma-glutamyl hydrolase-like
Exons: 4
Coding region: 48-1109 (353 amino acids)
Biological process (GO): tetrahydrofolylpolyglutamate metabolic process
Cellular component (GO): vacuole
Molecular function (GO): gamma-glutamyl-peptidase activity
Source: RefSeq, a predicted model, not a curated record
GGUCAGCAGCGCUCUCGGACAAUAAACUCCGCAAGUUCACGGACAACAUGACGGUCACGGUGGCGCUCGUGCUGGCCGUGGUCCUCCUGGUGGUCACUCCCGGGCAGGCGAAACAUUUGAUCGAAAGCCAGGAACGGUCGCUGUUCGAUGCGGCCGUAGUGAACGAUCAGCCCGUCGUGGGCAUUCUGUCGCAGGAGCUGUCGUACCUGAUGACCCAGAACUAUGGUGACGAGGGGUACGAUAGCUACAUCGCGGCUUCGUACGUGAAGUUUGUCGAAGGUGCCGGAGCGCGUGUUGUUCCUAUCUGGAUCAAUCAGCCAGCGGAAUACUACGAGCAGAUUAUGGCCAACCUGAACGGAGUGCUGUUCCCGGGUGGAGCGACAUGGUUCAACCAGAGCAACGGUUACGCCGAUGCGGGCCGCCACAUCUACGACAUUGCGAUGCGAUACAACGAACAUGGCGACUACUUCCCGGUGUGGGGCACCUGUCUGGGAUUCGAGCUGCUCACCUACCUGGCCGCCAACGGCUCGGAACAUCGGGCGCACUGCAGCUCCAACAGCCAAGCGUUGCCGCUGAACUUUAAGGACGAUUUUCGCACCAGCCGUCUCUUUGCCGAUGCACCGAACGAGAUCGUCGACAUCCUGAGCAGCGAACCGGUGACGGCCAAUUUCCAUCAGUACUGCGUGACGGAGGCUAACAUGACCGCGUACGGAUUGGAGGAGGAUUGGCGCGUGAUGUCGGUGGAUAGGGAUUGGAACGGCAUGGAGUUUAUCUCCACCAUCGAGCACAAGAGAUAUCCAUUCUACGGCAUUCAGUUCCACCCGGAAAAGAACAUCUACGAGUGGGUGCAGAAUAAGAACAUUUCCCACACGGCGAACGCAAUCCAGGCGGCACAGUUCUUUGCCGAUUUCUUCAUACACGAGACGCGCAAAAGCGACCACCAGUUCCCGAGCGAGACAACGCUGGAUCAGCACGUGAUCUACAACUACCAGCCGACCUUUACUGGCCUGAAGCGGUCCAGCUUCGAGCAGUGUUACAUGUUCAGUGCAACGGACAAAGUGCUACCAAAAAAAUCGAAGGCCCGUGGUAAGAAAAAACCUACCCUGUAAGGCGGCGUUGUACGUCUCUGAAAAAACAAUCGAUUUCAAAGCGAAGCAAUGGGGGAUACAAUGUUGCAAACAAUGUAUACCCUCAGUUAUCAGCAUUUUUGGAGAUAGGCGAAGACGUUCAGGUGUUCUAGUAGAUUUUGAUGAUACGGAAGUCCUAAUAAAGGGUGAUUGGGUAGUGUUAAACGAGUGGAGUCGGGAUGGCCCUCGGAGGUUAAUAUAAAGAGUCAUACACGUGAUGCAAAGC